AUGGCCGCUCCCGGACCGAGCUCGAAGUGGGCCGUGGCCGCACCGCUCGACUCGCGCAAACGCACCAUACGUCCACCGACCUCCGACAGCUACGGGGACUGGACUCUGGAUCAACUCAAGCUUGUGUCAUGGGACUCAAACAGAGAAGCCGUUCAAGCUCUGGUUGUUCGUCAACGCAAGCGAUCCAAAGGGGUUAGUGAAGAAGAGGAGAGACGCAGCGCCGGCUGUAUGUUUCGGCUCAUUAACGUACUCUUCUCUGAUCGGUUUUUCGACUCGUUCCUGACGUCCGGAAAUUUGCUCCCGCGUGACGUCCUCGAUGACGGAGGCUCCACCUUUUGGUUUGAUGUGGCAAAUGCAUUUGCCUCAGAUACCACUGAGUACGACACAUUGAUCUCGGGCGACGCUGUUUUGAAGACAUCGACACCUCCUCGCACAUGGCACAUUCGACAGCCAAGUUGA
This is a messenger RNA of Phytophthora nicotianae INRA-310, 459 nucleotides long. RefSeq lists its product as hypothetical. The record is from RefSeq and is a predicted model, not a curated record. Lineage: Eukaryota; Oomycota; Peronosporomycetes; Peronosporales; Peronosporaceae. The coding region runs from base 1 to 459 and encodes 152 amino acids. The transcript has 2 exons.